Molecule: messenger RNA, 642 nt
Organism: Vigna umbellata (rice bean)
Lineage: Eukaryota; Viridiplantae; Streptophyta; Magnoliopsida; Fabales; Fabaceae
Source: RefSeq, a predicted model, not a curated record
AUGCUCCGCCACUUGAUCUUUGAUGUCGUCAGCUACGGGGGCACCUCCCGCUACCGCUAUUGCCGGCGUGGCGGCGGUGAAGGAAACGUUGGUGACUUUAGCUUGGUGGCUAGCAAUGCAGAGAAGGAGGAGAGGUUAGAGAAGAGGUCGGAGAAGCUGUCGGAUCUGUUGAACGCGGCGAAGACGAAAACGGAUGCGGAGGCGGAGAGGAAAGAGGAGGCAUUGGCGGAGCUAAAGCGAGUGGUGAAGGAGUUGCGCGAAGAAGACCUCUCGAUGCGGAGAAUCGCGGCGGAGAGAGUGAGGUCGCUGGCGAAGGAAGAUGCCGGAGCGAGAGCAAAUCUCGCAAUGCUCAAAGUAAUUCCUCCUCUCCUCGAAAUGCUCGAUUCGAAAGACGGUGGACAAGGGGAAACCUUGGUUGAUCUCAUCAACAACUCUAAAUGGGCAGGGGCUGAGUUUCAUGGUGGCGGAGAUGAAGGACUUCAAGAUCUGGCUCCAGGGGACGACCGUGGGAAGGAAUGGGUGACUCGUGAUCACGACGGUGGCGUCGGAGGUGGCGUCGGAGGUGGCGUCGGAGGUGGCGUCGGAGGUAGCAUCGGAGGUGGUUGUGGUAGAGUCAAAGGGAGAGGGAGGGAGAGGAGAUGA